UACCAAAAGAAAUAAUGUUAGAGAUGGCUACAUCUACAUCGGAAGAAAAAGAUGGUGAAAACACACAAGAAAAUCCAAUAUACUGGAAAUUAGCCAGAGAAGGAAUCUCUUUACUCCUUAAUAACAAGCAAAAAGAAGCCGAGGCUUUAUUUAAACUUCAUCAAGGAGAUCUUAACAUGGCUACGGGUUAUGUUUAUGCCGUAUUUGUUGACGCUCUUAUGUCGUUUGAAGAAGAUAAAAUAAAAAUUUGUUUGGAUAGCAUGAAAGAAUUGGAAAAGAAAUGUACGACACAAUGUAGUUCAAGCUGGCUUAAAGCGGUCAAAUCAAAGGUUUUUGGAAGCGGUUAUGGGUGUACUCAACGCGAGCUUGAGUGUCAAAUAAUCCUUGCAGAUAUUCAAGUUUUUUUUGCGAUGUUAACGUUUCUCCAACAAGAUAUAAGCGGGUUUAUAAAAGGAACUUGGAUUUUAAGGAAAUCUUAUAAAUAUUACCAAACGGCUUAUAAUAACAUUUUAGGGGUUUAUAAGGAAGUUGUAGGAGAUAAUAAUGUUCCAUCUGCAUCUAUGGAAAAAGUAUUGGAGAUGAUUCCUACACCUUCAAACGAUUGCCCAAGAACAGUGGAAGAAAUACUGGUUGAAUUAGCCUCCGAGAUGGAAAGAAAAGACCCAAUUGAUGUAGAAAAAAUGGAUUCAAACAUCGAUAAAUACCAAAGUAUAACAAUAGUAACCACAUCUAUUGGAAGUGUGAAGAAUAGUCUUACAGAUCUUCACCAGUUGAGUCCAGAACCGUCCCAAAUGGCCCCAACAUUUUCAAAGGCAUCAACGAGGAAAUUUCAAAACGGGUACAUCCCUUCAACUUCUACAUCGCGUCCAAAGCCCAGCAUCUCUUUUCACUCAGGUUUAAAGAACGGUUAUGUCACAUCCGAGUUUAACAGAAAUGUUGAGGCUUCCGACAUCAAAUUUCGCCCAAACAUGAAGAAAUCAACUUCCGCUAAUAGCGGUUUAGGUGGUAAAUUCAGUUUCAGACCAACUUCUUAUUUCAACUUUCCUUUCGACGUUUUCAACGUUGAUAAGGUCGAAGAUUUGGAUAAAGACACAAUAACCCGUUUACUUUGCGCGGUUUCUUUCGGUUACGGGCUCCUUCAACUUGGCAUCUCACUCCUUCCACCGACAAUAAUGAAAUUGGUAAAUUUCUUGGGGUUUGGAGGCAACAGAAAGCAAGGUAUCGAAAAUUUAAUGUACGCGAGGAAAGGUGACGAUUUAAGAGCCCCAUUUGCGACUCUAUCUCUGCUGUGGUACCACACAAUAGUGAGACCGUUCUUCGCGUUAGAUGGCACCAAUGUUCAAGCAGGGGUUCAAAUUGCAGCCGAAUUAAUCGAAGAGGGUAAAGAUGAGUUUGAAGAAUCGGCCCUAUUUUUAUUUUUUAGAGGAAGAGUCGAAAGAUUAAGAGCCGAAAUUCCUAAAGCAAUUGAAACUUACCAAGGUGCUAUAACAAACGCGGCACAAAAAGAAAUCAAAUUAAUGUCAAUGCAUGAAGUGGGUUGGUGUUAUUUGAUUGAGUUAAACUUUCCUUCAUCAGAAGUAUCAUUUCAAUAUUUAAAAGAUCAAAGCAGAUGGUCAAAAUCGUUUUAUUCCUAUCUUUGCUUAAUUAAUGCUGGGGCAAAUCAACAAUUUCAGGAAGUAGAGAACCCUGUUGAGUUAAGAAACGUUUUCCCACCGGUCGUUAAAGGUACCCAAUUGGAUGAAUUUUUAACAAGGCGUUACCGUAUAUGCCCGUUGGAACAGGAAGUUCUUAAAGAAUUAAAUUUCGUGUUUUGGAAGAUUCUAACUUACGAAUUAUUGUAUCUUUGGAACACUUUACCAAGUUGUAACCAUCAAAAUAUUAAUCGAAUCAUUCAGGAUUGCCAUGAAGCUUGGAAUAUUCAAGUUGAACCAUUUAUGGGACUAACUAGAUUAAUAGCAGGAAGUUGCCACAUUCUUUUAGGAAACAAUGAUGAAGGUGUUCAAUGUUUUCGCGAAGGAAUUGAAGCUAGAAACAGUUUAAGCACUAAUUGCGAGGAUGCCCAUGUUUCAGCUUUCACCAAAUACGAAUUAGGAUUGGUUUUAAUCAAAAACCCUUUAACACUAGCAGAAGGAAAGCGAUACUUGGAAUCUGCAUCUAAUUAUAAAGGAUACGAUUUCGAGCAGAGAUUAACCGUCCGUACCCAUGCCAUACUUAAGAAAUUAUAAAUUUCUAUCGAAAAUUGGGAUGUAUUUUUGCACCGAGAUUUGAACAUCAUUUUUAGAAUUAGACCCAACACUUGUAUUUAUUAACGAUUUUUUAUGGCAAUUAAAAUUGUAUUGAACUGUUA
Messenger RNA from Onthophagus taurus, 2347 nucleotides. Its product is annotated as tetratricopeptide repeat protein 39C. The record is from RefSeq and is a predicted model, not a curated record. Gene Ontology annotation, biological process: cilium assembly. NCBI's taxonomy places the organism in Eukaryota, Metazoa, Arthropoda, Insecta, Coleoptera, Scarabaeidae.